AUGGCCGCCUUUCAGCAACCCCCUCCGCCACGCUCCCGCCCCCUUCGACCACGCACCACGCACCACGCACCACUCACCGCUUUCUGCCUCAGACAGCCAUCUCGUGCGCGCUUACAUCCUGGGUUCCCAGAAGGCUCCUCAAUCGCUCCACAACUCCUAAGAGGGGGACGCCGAAAAUGGCUCCUUCAGCACCACACCAGUUACAUCCCGGCCAGUACCCAGCCGCCAUGGCUAUAA
Messenger RNA from Penicillium verrucosum, 237 nucleotides. RefSeq lists its product as uncharacterized. NCBI's taxonomy places the organism in Eukaryota, Fungi, Ascomycota, Eurotiomycetes, Eurotiales, Aspergillaceae. Bases 1 to 237 code for a protein of 78 amino acids. The transcript has a single exon. The record is from RefSeq and is a predicted model, not a curated record.